AUGGAAUAUCGCAGCGAGGAGGAAGACGAGGAAGCGGGUUGGGAAGAUGUUCGAAAGUCACGCAUUGUGUCAAAGAGGCUGCCUCUCCAAUGGAGUCCGAGGUUCACGGAGAACACGAGAUCUAGCGACUGGGUGAACAAUGACAACGAGGUGCCUUGGAUUGAGUUAAGAGCCGAGAUGAGGAGGCAAAACGGAGAAGUAAAGGGGGAUCGAAAUGAAGACGAGAGUGCGAUUUUCGACUUCCUCCAGGGCCCCGAUGAGGUGGACAGCUGUAUGCCUCAAACCGACAGACUCCUCAAUUUCCUUCAUGGCGUAGAUAUGAAUGCGUUGCGUGCAGAGACAUGGAGUAGACAGGAGCUGCCCGAGGUAGCCUGGGUUGAUGAGAGCAGAUUCAGGGACGGGUUCCAGCGCUCGAGGCCCAACGAGGGUCUUUUGACAGCACACGGUCUUUACAAGCUGAGGAAAAGACGCUUUCCAAUUGGGCAGGGCGGCAGUGGUGGCAGUAGUGGUUCUGAUUAUCAACCCGAAAGGGUUAGCCCUGGCAAUCACGGACGGGCCGCCGCGGCACAUGCAUCCGCUUCCGCAGUCGAGCCACAGCCUGAGCAACCACAGCUGCAACUGCAACCAGAGCUGCAACUGCAACUGCAACUUCUGCAACUUGAACUCGAAGCCAAGACUGAGGCGCAAGCGGCCCUAAACUUGAAGUCCUCUCCCACCAGCGCCGACUUGAGCCUGCGCCCUUCCCUGAGAUCUACCUCAUGCUCAACCGACGAUCCUCACGAUCCCGACGCUCCUGACACUCCUGCAGAUGAGGCGGUUGAGCCAGAUUCUGACUGUCUAAAGAUAUUUGUCCAAAAUCUGGAUCCAUGGGUUGCCUAUGCUCUCAUUGGCACCGCUUCUUACGUCGAGAAGAGCGCUUUUCGCGAUGCCCUUGACCGCUACCUGGCCUCAGAGCCGUUUGUGGGCGUGACAAUCCCAGCUCAACCUUGGCCUGUAUUUCGGCUGGAGUUGCACCUCCCAUUUCCAGUGUGGAAGCAGUCGCAAAACCCGCAUGAGGAUCCGCGGCGUGGUCUGGAUGGUGAGCCUCUGAGAAAUUACAAAGACGUCAGUUUUCUCAACUGGGAGGAUGGACCAACUCGCGAAUACAUUUAUGAGAGCCACGUCACUUUGAUUGUAGUAGGGUCAAACGAACACGCCUGGGAUGCUGUUUGUUUCGAGGACAAUUACUUCGAGCCACCAGACAGCAAGCAUAGCGUACGGGACGCUUACUAUGACAGUCUAGGCCAGGAUGGCAUGCCCGUGGAUCCUCUAUUAGGCGACGACUCCGACUUAAACUUUUCACCCAGGAAACCGCGGGAGUACUUCUUGGCCGCCCUCCUAACCCGCACCAAACAAGUCAAACGCCACUGGCUCCAGAUUGAAGCCAGACUGAAAAAGAGCAAAAGGAUCUAUGAGCGUCGAUACCGCUCAGACUUAUCGGAAUUGAGAGGACGCCACCCCACCCAAGAAGCCGGCAAUCGCGACAGAAAUCUUCAAAGAUUCUCGCAUUGGGUCCAAGAAAUCAGAGACCUGUCAACGCAACUGUCCGAUGACAUUGCCAAAACUGUUGAUGCCUAUAGGGAUUUUAAGUCGGACCACGCCCGCAUUUUCCAUGAUCUCGAUGAAUCUGGGUGUGGUGCUGAGAACCUCCACGAGAUUCUAAAGAUAGUGCGUGACUUGGAAUUGCUGAAGAGGAAUUUCAAAGCCAUGGAAAAACGCUGUGAGGUCACCGCCAAGCGUCUUGACACCGACAACAAUAAUCGUCAAGGGAGGCUGGCACAGGCUAAUAAGGGAAUGGCAGAAGUCAUGAUGAAAUAUGUCACUCCUCUCGGAUUAACAGCAGCCAUCUUCUCCAUGGAUAAGAAGGUGCUGCCUCCUUUUAUUCCGCAAAGUUCGCCGUCCUUUUUUAUCAUCCUUCUCGUAUUAUUCGCCUUUGCGCAUUCUAUCCACCUUCAACCAGCCAAGGUGGUCACCAGAAUUGGAUUUGUUGGAAGGAAGCUGAAGGCAGCGACCACGGAGGUAUUGCUUGUCCGACAGUUGAACCUGAGACCCCCGUGGAACCUGAGACGCCGGCGGAAUCCAGGAAACCAGGGAACAAUUGAAGCUCUGAUAUGA
Molecule: messenger RNA, 2154 nt
Organism: Capronia epimyces CBS 606.96
Lineage: Eukaryota; Fungi; Ascomycota; Eurotiomycetes; Chaetothyriales; Herpotrichiellaceae
Exons: 7
Coding region: 1-2154 (717 amino acids)
Source: RefSeq, a predicted model, not a curated record